AUGGUCGAACAGCAAAGUCGCCCUGCAGUGGUCGAAAUGCGAGAAAUCACUUCCAGUUCAUUUUCAUUCAUCAACAACCGAGUGAACACUAUACGAACAAACGUUCUAUCGGCCAUAUUACGCUACGUCCCCAGUAACCUGAACGCAGCAGACAUAGGAAGCAGAGGACUGGCAGUAGAAGACCUUCUAUAUUCCAAGUUGUGGUUCAAUGGACCAAAAUUUCUUCUCGAUCAAGAAGAAACGUCGCCAGAAGAUAUUACUGAUCCCGCUUCUAACCACGGAGAAGUUGUUGACUGCUUCCUUACGUCUGACACCGAUCCCGCACAUAUUCCACUGUUCGAUGCAUUACAAUUCAGCUCAUGGUUACAACUUCUCAACACUGUGAUAAUCAUCUUGCUCUUCGUCGUCAAGGAAUCCUCAAAGGCAAAACACCGUUUCUCUGACAAGAGGAACCGACUACUUUCUAUCGCAUAA
This is a messenger RNA of Necator americanus (New World hookworm), 474 nucleotides long. RefSeq lists its product as uncharacterized. The coding region runs from base 1 to 474 and encodes 157 amino acids. NCBI's taxonomy places the organism in Eukaryota, Metazoa, Nematoda, Chromadorea, Rhabditida, Ancylostomatidae. The transcript has a single exon. The record is from RefSeq and is a predicted model, not a curated record.